This is a messenger RNA of Phytomonas sp. EM1, 648 nucleotides long. Lineage: Eukaryota; Euglenozoa; Kinetoplastea; Trypanosomatida; Trypanosomatidae. The record is from the annotation of a GenBank genome assembly.
AUGACGCAGACCUCGACCGUCUUCAAGUACAUCAUCAUCGGGGAUAGCGGGGUGGGGAAGAGCUGCCUGCUGCUGCAGUUCACCGACCGCCGCUUCGAACCGCUGCACGACCUCACCAUCGGGGUGGAGUUCGGCACCCGCCUCGUCAGCCUCCACGGCGGGCCGGCCGUGAAACUCCAAAUUUGGGAUACCGCCGGGCAGGAGAGCUUCCGGAGCAUCACGCGAAGUUAUUACCGCGGCGCGAGUGGCGCGUUGCUCGUUUACGACGUCACGAAUCGUAGCAGCUUCGCGCAUCUCCAAAGCUGGUUGGAGGACGCCCGCGCGAACGCGGCGACCGCGGUGGUGAUCAUGCUAAUCGGGAAUAAAUGCGAUCUGGAAGGGGAGCGGCAGGUGAGUCGGGAGGAGGGUGAGGCCUUCGCGCGGAAGCACGGCCUGCUUUUCACCGAAACCAGCGCGAAGACGGCGCUAAACGUCGACGACGCGUUUUUGAAAACGGCGGCGACGAUUUACGAGAACGUGCAGGCGGGGUUGAUCGAUCAAUCGGUCGUCUCCGGGAGGCCCAUCGCCUCGUUAACCGCAACGGGAGGAGGGGAGGACCCCCAACAUGGCUCCGAACAGGCGAGGUCGGGUUUUAGGGCCUGCUGUUAG